Messenger RNA from Ochlerotatus camptorhynchus, 3595 nucleotides. It is a transcript of the gene Atac3, whose product is annotated as Ada2a-containing complex component 3. The transcript has 8 exons. Gene Ontology annotation, molecular function: protein binding; transcription cis-regulatory region binding. Gene Ontology annotation, biological process: positive regulation of transcription by RNA polymerase II. Lineage: Eukaryota; Metazoa; Arthropoda; Insecta; Diptera; Culicidae. The record is from RefSeq and is a predicted model, not a curated record. Gene Ontology annotation, cellular component: nucleus. Bases 475 to 2526 code for a protein of 683 amino acids.
CCCAAAUCCAAAAUAAAGGUCUUCAAUGUACGCCAAAAUUGAGCAGCCCGCAUUAAAUCGCUUUCUUAUUGAUCAGUUGAGUUGUUUUGUUUCGCAAAUUCCAUCUCUGCGGCCGCUGCCGGUGAAAGCCCAAGCGACAGAGGAAAAGGCAAAAGCAACAGUGAAACAGCGAAUCGAACCGAAUAAGAACGGUGGUUGGCGACGGAAAUUGGCGGUGGUCCGGGCGGUAGUGGUGGGGUGGUACGUGCAUCAACCACAGCAAGAAGUCAACCUUGAAAGAAGAAGCAUUCAGCACCAACAGCAGCAACGACUGGUGGGUCGUCGACGAGGAGGGAGGAAGGAAGCUGGGUAUAACGAACUGCAUCAGCAGCAGCAACAGCAGAGGCAGCGAAGACGACGACGACGACCGCGGCGACGACGGUGCUCUAGCAGCGGUGGUGGAGGAAGUCGACGGUUGUGUGGCGCGGAAGCAAGAUGUUCGCGGAGAAACUGCUCGCCAACGUCGUCAAGGCGGAGAUGCUAGCGAACAACAGCGACACGGAGGAACUGCUGGAGAAGUUUGUUCCGGUUGGGAUGAUGAACGGUACCAUGAGCAUCCAGAAGCCCCAAACCGUCAUCACCGAUCUCGGAAAGGCACUUCUCCAGGCAGCUAAAACCGGCAACACGGAAAAGGUUCACGAGCUGAUGAGCCGCGGUGCCCCGUUCACAGCGGAUUGGUUGGGGACGUCCCCAUUGCAUUUAGCAGCGCGCUACAACAACGUGGAAACGUGCAAGGUUCUGCUGCGGGCCGGAAUCAGUAAAGAUAGCAAAACUAAGGUCGACCGAACGCCACUUCAUUUCGCCGUCUACCAGGGCAAUGUCGAGAUCGUGGAGCUGCUGUUGAACAGCAAGUGUGAGGUCGACGCGAAGGAUAUGCUUAAAAUGACCGCCCUUCACUGGGCGGUUGAGAAGCGGCAUGACAAGAUUGUGGAGAUGCUUUUACAGCAUGGAUCCGAUCCGAAUGCCGUCUCAAAGUUCGGAAAAAGCCCCAUCAGUAUUGCGACCGAAGCCGGGCUGGUGGAUUUGGUGCGGAUACUGCUGCUGGCCAACCAGAUGCGGGCUGCCAGUAGAGAACAGAUUCAAGAAGCAACGGACAAUUUGAUGUACGAACUCCAACAGCACAAGGAGCGAACCAGCGCGGCUUUGGAUGAUGGGGAGGACAACAUCACGAUGGAUCUUAGCAACGAUGGCAGUAUCUCAAAUAUGUCUUCCAUUCCGCGGGGAGGGUUGGAACAGCUCGAUUCCAACGACACUGACAAUCUCAUAGAGAAAGAGGACAGUCUUAGCGAUGCCAUUAUUAAUCUGGAACAGAACACCGAACAGGAUCCGAAGAAUCUGGACUCCAACACGUUGCAGAUGCUGAAGGAGCACGGAAUAGCGAUGAUUCCAUCGGACGACUCCGGCAGCAGUCUGAUCACUUCGGCCAUCCAGAGCGGGCGGAAGAUUCUGCUGUCGGAGGCGGGGAAGUUCGCCCUCAACGAGACAAGGCUGCAAUCUGGUAACGUGGGAGGUACGGCGACUACAGUGCCUUCGACGAUGCCCCCGACAACGACGAAGAAAACGAUCAAGAUCAUCAAGAAGACUUCACCGUACGUGGUUUCACAGCAGCAGCAACAUCACGGGUUGCACCGGCCGCCUCUCGGCCAUAGCCAUGCGGGAGGGGGCGGGACAAUCAAGACUAAUAAGGUUAUAAAGAUACUGUCGGCGGAGGAAUUUAAGCAGAUUUGCGGAGGCGAGGUCAGUGGGAUUAAGAAAAUUUCCUCGGCGGACUACCGGAAAACGGUGCAUCAGUCCGGAGUGAUGAGAACACCCCAAAUGCUGCACCGAUCACCCGGCACAUUCAGCUCGUCCGGCGCGAAACAAAUCAAAAAGAUCGUCAUGACGAAAAACCGGCUCACCGGAAGUGUGCCCGGCCCGGGCGAGAACGUCAUCUCAAAGUUUAAUUCUGUAAAUAGCUUCGGUAGUAGUAACAACAGCAGUAACAGCAUCAUCAACAGCAACCAGAACAGACACAUCAUCACCUCGGCCGACGGUGUAAAACGGCUCCGGACGGCAACCGGAAUGGAAAUAAUCUCGAAAUUGCCCACCAAGAUACCCCAGGACACGGUGGUAUCGGUGGAGGGCAAUAGUGGUGUGAUAGGUUCCCGACAAAGCACCGGCAUAGUUCCUAUCUCGUCGGUGAGUCAGCAGCAGCAGCAGCAGCGGGUGGUAAGUAGCAAUUCGAAUUUAAAUUCUUCCAACAAUUCCGCUCUGGGCGGAGUCAGUAGCAACGGCAGUAGUAGUACCGGUUCGUCGAUGACUCUCGGCGAACUAGAGCGACAUUUCCUCGAACAGAAAAAGCAGAUGGACGAUCUGCGGAAACAGUUCGAACUGUCGCAGAAACAGAACGAAGAAUACCGGGCUCGCGUGGACAAACUAGAGAAGGAGGUGCAAACGCUGAAACAGAGUAGUAGUAAUAAUCCUAACAACUUUAUAGAGAUACUAUAAGGUAGCUAAAAGUGAGGAGAGUUUAGAGAUUAUUUAUUGUUUAGUUUUCCGCGCUCUGCCCGUUUAUAUAGAGAAAAAAAAACACAGUUGGAACUUUUUAUUGGUUAUACAUGUACUUUUUUUUUAGAAUCGGUUUAGAUUACGCGAUUUCAAUACCUGAACUGAGCUCUCGACGGAAAAUAUAAUAUACACACAAUAAUACGUUCGUUUAUUCCUUAAACCCGUUCUGUCCCAAUUCCACUAUUUUUGCCGCGAAUUUUAUGGUUUUAUAGGUGUAAGCUAGAGUUGAAUGCAAUAGCAAACGCGAUUUUUAUAUUAUGUUACUAGAGGUUGUGCAGACGGAUGGUCGGUAAAUUUGGAGGUGAGUUUUGAGUAAAAAUCUACUAUAGAAAGUUAAAUCAAGAUAUGCGCACCUGCUUGGUACCUACAUUCUUGGAGGUUAACUGUGAAGGCAAGACAGGCUCGUUCGGUUGAGCCUCCACAGUGAGAGAUCAGUGGGUGAUUUUAUGAAUAAUUGUGUCCUUCAAAAUUUGCAUCUGGACAUGAUAUAUGUCAUGAGAGCAUGGAUGUAAUCACCCCAAAGGGGUGGUCACUUUACACACUCAUUUUGCGCCAACUUUUUUUCUCAGGCUCUGAACCAUUUGGCGAUUUUUUUUAACUUUUGGUUAAAAUUUGACAGAUGGAAAGUUAUCGAUGAACCCUGCUAACCGAGCAUGGUUAUUUCUGUCAGACAAGAAGUUAAAUUUUGACAACCUUGGGUUGAAAACCGGUCGAUUGAGAGCACGGGGAUUUUCGAACAUAGAAAAUAACUUUCGAAAUGUCACUUUUAACCACGAGUUAAAUUUAACUCAGCAAAUGGUUCACACACGCAGAGAAAUGCUGUGACGGUAGUACCGAGAGUACCAGUCAUCUGACUGAUAUUGUUGGCUUGUAAAUUUGUCAGUUCAAAUGUUUUGUUUUGAAGCAACAAUACAACUAACAGUGGAAUCCAAACCAAGAGACAAUGAUCCAGAGGCACUCCAGUAGGACUUGUUAAUACCGGACAAACUGGCCCGACCGGAAGAUGGUG